CAUUUUCACAACAUAGUAUUUUAUAUUAUCUUUAAUUAAUUCUCCGAGUUUAAUUAUUAAUUUAAUUGAAAGUUAGAAGGUGUAAUCAUGGAUGAAGAGUACGAUGUAAUUGUUCUUGGCACUGGCCUUAAGGAAUGCAUUCUCAGUGGUCUUCUUUCCGUCGAUGGCCUUAAAGUUUUACACAUGGACAGGAAUGACUACUAUGGAGGAGCUUCCACUUCUCUCAAUCUUAAUCAGCUUUGGAAACGCUUUAGGGGCGAAGACACCCCUCCAGAAAGCUUAGGUCCAAGCAAGGAGUACAAUGUUGACAUGAUACCUAAGUUCAUGAUGGCGAAUGAAGUAUUGGUUCGUAUACUGAUCCACACUGAUGUCACUAAAUAUCUUAGUUUUAAGGCAGUGGAUGGUAGCUUUGUGUACAACAAGAGCAAGGUUUACAAGGUGCCUGCUACAGAUGUUGAAGCUCUGAAGUCUCCUUUGAUGGGACUUUUUGAAAAGAGACGAGCUAGAAAGUUCUUUAUUUACGUACAAGAUUAUGAAGAUAAUGAUCCCAAGUCUCACGAAGGGCUGGACUUGAACAAAAUUACUGCAAGAGAUCUUAUUUCAAAAUAUGGGCUAGAGGAUGAUACAAUCGAUUUCAUUGGUCAUGCCUUGGCACUUUAUCUGGAUGAUAGUUACUUGGAUCAACCUGCCAUAGAUUUCGUCAAGAGAAUGAAGCUGUAUGCAGAGUCUUUGGCACGUUUUCAGGGACAAUCUCCUUACAUUUAUCCACUGUAUGGGCUCGGAGAAUUACCUCAGGCAUUUGCCCGUUUAAGCGCAGUUUAUGGUGGAACCUACAUGCUCAACAAGCCUGACUGUUCGGUAGUCUUUGAUGAUAAUGGGAAAGCUAUUGGUGUUUCCUCAGAAGGAGAAACUGCUAAGUGCAAGAAAGUUGUCUGUGAUCCAUCAUACCUAUCAGAUAAGGUACAUAAGGUGGGGAGAGUUACGCGUGCUAUAUGUAUAAUGAGUAACCCGAUUCCAGAAACCAAGGAUUCACACUCAGUUCAGGUCAUCUUGCCACAGAAGCAACUUGGUCGAAAAUCAGACAUGUAUGUAUUCUUCUGCUCCUACAGUCACAAUGUCGCUGCUAAAGGGAAACACAUUGCUUUUGUUACAACUGAAGCGGAAACUGACAACCCAGAGGCUGAGUUAAAGGCUGGAAUCGAUCUUCUUGGACCGGUAGAUGAGAUAUUCUUCGAUACUUAUGAUAGAUACGAACCUAUAAACCAGUCUGAAGACGAUAGCUGCUUCAUAUCCACUAGUUAUGAUGCAACCACACACUUCGAGUCCACCGUCAAAGAUGUCAUCGCUUUGUACAGCAAAAUUACUGGAAAGGAACUUGAUCUUACUGUGGACCUCAAUGCUGCAAGUGCUGCUCCUGAAGAAUGAGUCUUUUCCCUAAUAAUAUUGGCUAUUUAUAUUGCCUAUCACUUUUUUUCCCUUUUCCUUUCUCCUCUUGAUAUGAUAAACCUGUUAAGAACUAAACUUUUGCUACUUGAAUGUAUUGCAAAUUGAUUAUGUUUUAUUUAGUUCAAAGCUCUUUUUAAUAUAGUCAAGGUGACAAAUUGACAAUC
Spinacia oleracea (spinach) is the source of this 1610-nucleotide messenger RNA. RefSeq names its product guanosine nucleotide diphosphate dissociation inhibitor At5g09550-like. Bases 88 to 1425 code for a protein of 445 amino acids. Lineage: Eukaryota; Viridiplantae; Streptophyta; Magnoliopsida; Caryophyllales; Amaranthaceae. The transcript is spliced from 12 exons. Gene Ontology annotation, cellular component: cytoplasm. The record is from RefSeq and is a predicted model, not a curated record. Gene Ontology annotation, biological process: vesicle-mediated transport; small GTPase-mediated signal transduction; protein transport. Gene Ontology annotation, molecular function: Rab GDP-dissociation inhibitor activity.